Neoarthrinium moseri is the source of this 1458-nucleotide messenger RNA. RefSeq lists its product as uncharacterized. The coding region runs from base 1 to 1458 and encodes 485 amino acids. The record is from RefSeq and is a predicted model, not a curated record. The transcript has 4 exons. Gene Ontology annotation, biological process: carbohydrate metabolic process. Gene Ontology annotation, molecular function: hydrolase activity, hydrolyzing O-glycosyl compounds. Lineage: Eukaryota; Fungi; Ascomycota; Sordariomycetes; Amphisphaeriales; Apiosporaceae.
AUGCGCGGUCAACACGCUUGGGGCCUCCUCCUGGCGGCCUCGGCUGCCGCCGGCAAGUACAUCGUGCCCGGCGGCCGGUGGCGCGACACGGACGGCGAGCUGGUGAAUGCGCACGCCGGCAGCGUGGGCUUCGACGAGGCCUCCGGGAAGUACUGGCUCUUUGGCGAGUACAAGGUCGAGGGCCAGACCGAAGGCGGCGGUGUCUCGGUCUACAGCUCGGAGGACCUGGCGACGUGGGAGAGCCAUGGGCUGGCGCUUGCACCUAUAGAGGGUCACCCAUACAUCGCCCCAUCCCACAUCAUCCAGAGACCCAAGGUGGUCUACAGCAGUAUCUCCAAUGAGUACCACAUGCACUGGCACGCGGAUAACUCGUCGUACGGCCUGCUGCUGCAGGGCUACGCGACAUCGCCGACGAUCCAGGGGCCGUACACGUUCGCCAACGCGACGUCGCCGCUGGGCAACUGGAGCCAGGACUUCGGGCUGUUCACCGACUACAAGGACGGGCGGUCGUACGCGCUGUACAGCAACGGCGACAGCGCGCAGGGCCGCGACGUCUACCUCAGCCGGUACGACGAGGACGCGGCGCAGCUCGAGGCCGUGGUGCACCGGUUCCCCAAGUACGACCUGGAGGCGCCGGCUAUCGUGCAGACGGAGCGCAGCUACUACGCCCUCAUGAGCCACAAGACGGGCUACCGGCCCAACAACGUCGUGGCCUUCCGCGCCGACAGCCUCGCGGGGCCCUGGAGCCAGCCGUGGAUCGUGGCCCCGCUCAACACGCGCACCUUCAGCAGCCAGAGCGGCAACACGCUCACCGUCCGCGGGUCGAGCGCCACCACGCACCUGUACAUCGGCGACCAGUGGGACUCCAACUCGCUCUGGGAGAGCCGCUACAUCUGGCUGCCCAUGGCCAUCGACGACGAGCGGGGCGACCUGCGCCUGGAGUGGCACGAUGUGUACGAUCUCGACGUCAAGACCGGCGAGUACACGGCGGUCGAGGGUCAGACGUACUACGGCAAGGAUGCGGAAACUGCCGGGGAUGCGUAUAAGCAGGAAGCAAACUUCGCAAGUGACGGCGUGAUCCUUACCGGUAUCUACGGCAAUGACAGCACCGUGACGUUCUCCGGGAUCGAAGGCACUGGAAAGCCGCAGUGGGUCUCGUUCUACUACCAGAACACGGACGACAUGGGCUUCGGCGAUCAGCCGGGCGGCAGCCCGGACCGCAUCGGGGGUUCAUGGCAGCUGCGGCGCAUCAGCAGCGUUAUCGUCAACGGCGACGCGGAGCACGUCGAGACGCUAUUCCAGCGCGACACCCACAAGGGCAUCCUCCUGUCCACGCCGCUGCAGCUGACCCUGAAGGAGGGCGCCAACAACACCAUCACCGUCGGCGGUCUGUCGAACGGCUUCGACUUCAAGGGCGCCGAUCUGGACCGCAUUGUGGUGUACCCGCCCGAAGAAUAG